UCCGUUUGAAAGCAUGGCGCCGGCGGGCCCGCGGCUGUUGCUGAGCGAGGAGAAGAUCUGGGAGAAGAGCGGCCUGUCGCCUCACCGCGACCUGGCUGAACUUCAGUCAUUAUCUAUUCCUGGGACUUAUCAAGAAAAGAUUACUCACCUAGGAAAUUCUUUGAUGAGUUUAACAGGUCUAAAAUCUUUAGAUCUCUCACGCAACUCCUUGGUUAGUCUGGAGGGCAUUCAGUACCUGGUUGCAUUGGAAAGCCUCAAUCUCUACUACAACUGCAUUUCCUCGCUAGCAGAAGUGUUCCGGCUCCACUGCUUGACUGAGCUCAUAGACGUGGACUUCCGACUGAACCCGGUGGUGAAGAAUGAGUCUGAUUACCGCCUCUUUGUUGUGCACAUGCUCCCGAAGCUCAGGCAGCUGGAUGACCGUCCCGUGAGAGAGAGCGAGCGGAAAGCAUCCCAGUUGCAUUUUGCUUCAGAGGAAUCACUCGACUCCACACAAAGCUUCCCAGCUGUUUGCAGAGUUGGAAGGCUGCACCGCUCCAGAGUUAAGUGCACUGACCCCUCAGCCAAGAAGGGCUUAGUCAUGGAUGCGGAUGACGAGGCCGUCCUGAACCUCAUUGCCGAGUGUGAGUGGGACUUGAGCAACCCUCCUAGGAGUACAAGUUCCAGCCAGAAGGAGCAAGAGGAUGACUUCCAUAGUUCCCAAGAAUCCAGACAUCUAUUGAGUCCUCACUUAGUCCAGCACCAGUGUGGGGACUCCAUAAAGAAGGGCCACGAGAAGAGAAAAAGCAGCUCCAGAGGAUGUUGUCCAGAAAAGAGGCUUCAGAACCAGUACUGUGGAGAGCUCCCACCCCAGCAGGGAGACCAGCCCGAGGCCUGCUGCUCCUUCGGACAUCAUGUGCACUUCCUCCCUCACCCAGACUGCAUAGACGUUGAGAACUCAACCUCCACUUCUCAGACGACUAGUUUGUCAACACAAAAGGUGUUAAAUCCUUUGCCUGGUCUUGAAAAGUACAGGAAGCGGAGAAUGCCUGGAGGGAGAUUCCAGGCGCCUGCAGACCAGGAAUGUCUCAGCUGCCUGGAGGAGAGUCUGAGCAGGCAGAACGGCUCUGAGAGCAGGAGCAGGAGCGAAAGGACCUGUUCUCACCUGGAGGCGUCCGAGUCUGAAGAGCAGAGGCCCCACAGCACGAGUGGCGCCAGGGAGGUGUCUCCCAAACUCCUCUCAGCUGUGCCACCUGGGAAGGCCACCAUGGGGGUGGCGCUCCUAGAAUCACUCCUCGACCUGGUGGACAGGUACUGGAGUGGCUGCAAGUCCCUGCAUAGCAACGAGGUGUUCCUGGCUCAGGCAAGACAUGUUUUGUCAUCUGUUCAAGAUUUUACAGCAACUCAGGACAGUUCGACAACUACGAGUGAAGAAAUUAACUACCUGACUCUUGAAAAUAAAUCUUUACAAAAUCACCUUGUUGAACAACAGCAGCAAUAUAGUGAGAAGAUGAGUGAGGUUGUGUCGGAGCUCAAUAAUACUCGGAAAGAGAUGGAUGACUUGAGGCAACAUUUAGACAGGUCUUUGGAGGAGAAUAGUAGCUUAAAGUCGCUCUUGUGCAGCAUGAAAAGAGAAGUAAAAAAUGCAGAUGCUUCAGCUGCGUUAAACUUGCAGAUCACUGGGCUUCAAACAAAUGUGAAGAGGCUCUCGGGUGAAAUUGUGGAGUUGAAGCAGCACCUUGAACAUUACGACAAGGUCCAGGAGCUCACGCAGAUGCUGCAGGAGAGCCACAGUUCCCUGGUCAGCACCAAUGAGCACCUCCUGCAGGAGCUGGGCCAGGUGCGGGCUCAGCACAGGGCCGAGGUGGAGCAGCUACACUGGAGCUACAAGGAGCUCAAGAAGACCAUGGCCCUGUUCCCCGUCGGCAGCACCCGCCUCAGUGGCUGCUCCUAAACCUGACCGUCCUAGUGUGGCCUGCACGUGUUUUCUUUACCUGGUGUAGUUGUUGAUGAGAGUUGGUUCUUCUGUUUGCAGUUAUCUUGUGAUUUCUGAAAUGUAAUCAGGGCCCACAGUUCAGUUUGCUAAGACAUUCUAAAAAGACAGGAUUAAUCCAGGCCCUUCACAUGUUUUGAGACAAAACACUGACAUAUUUUAAGACAAACAGUUUGUUAAUUUUUCAUCAAAUGUCUUAAGAUAAAAAAAAAAUCUUGCGUUUUUCUGCCUAAUGUAAAAGAGAACUAUGUAUGAUGAUUAAAGAAAAUAAUUUAUUGUAUAAUAAGCAGUUCUUAUUUAAUAAAUUAAUACGUUGUUCUAAAAAGUGGCUCUUCAUAAAUUAUAACUGAUUUUAUCAUUGAAUUAUUUUAUAAAACAAGCUAUGUACCAUGGUUGGUGAGCAGAAAAAAGUAAGUUCCAGGACUUAAUAAAAGUAAUAUUUAUAGUGUGGGAAACAUAAAAAAUAAAAACGUUUUGUGAUAUUAACAUCCUACAGUACAAAUAUCUACCCAUGCUCUGGCUCUCUUGCUUACAGUGUAUUUCUGAAAAUUAUGUCAGAACAAGGCAUAAAAUUAGAUUUUUUAGUUUGAAAACUUUAUAUCUUAUGUAAUAUUCGCUUUCUUUGAUAAAACAAAGUAAUUUUUUAGAACAAUGUUUAAUUGAUUGAGGAAGAAGAACGGGCCUCGGAGAAGAUGCUGUGUGUAGCUGUGUGGGUCAGGACUCUGGGGAAAUCGGGGGGCAUCGAGUCUCCCCCAUAGAGGGGUCUCUGGGCUUCAGGUGUCCUUCCAUUCACCUGUCCGGUCACGGUUGUGUCCAGAAGCACCACUUUUUAUACUUAGCCGGAAAAUGUGUUAUACCAAAAGUAUGUGGGUGGAAUUUCUUGUCAUCAGAUCAUUUUUAAGCUUAUUUAUUGUUAAUGUGGUUAAUUACAAAAUUUGCUAAUGUAAAAAUCUCUGACAUAGCACAGGGUUGAGUCAGUGAUCACCUAAGUGAGGAGUGAAAGGCUCUCUCUUGGGUGAGGGACAGGAGGCUCUCUGCCCUGGAAGUCAUGGCUCU
Molecule: messenger RNA, 3028 nt
Organism: Myotis myotis
Lineage: Eukaryota; Metazoa; Chordata; Mammalia; Chiroptera; Vespertilionidae
Gene: CEP72
Product: centrosomal protein 72
Exons: 12
Coding region: 14-1933 (639 amino acids)
Biological process (GO): centriole replication; regulation of protein localization to centrosome; spindle organization
Cellular component (GO): centriolar satellite
Molecular function (GO): protein binding
Source: RefSeq, a predicted model, not a curated record